Vairimorpha ceranae is the source of this 663-nucleotide messenger RNA. RefSeq names its product leucine repeat-rich protein. The coding region runs from base 1 to 663 and encodes 220 amino acids. The transcript has a single exon. Gene Ontology annotation, molecular function: protein binding. The record is from RefSeq and is a predicted model, not a curated record. Lineage: Eukaryota; Fungi; Microsporidia; Nosematidae.
AUGACAAAAGAAAUAUUUAUAAAUCUAUCUCAUUUAAAAAUAAAAAGACUUCCAUCUACAGUCUUUUCAAAUACAUCAAAAUUAGAUCUUCGUAGAAAUUUAUUUACUGAUAUGAAUCUUAUUCCAUUACCAAAUCUUAGCACAUUAGAUAUGUCAGACAAUAAAAUAAAAUAUAUACAAUGUAAAAAUAUACCUAAUGUUUUGAGUUUAGAUUUAAGUUAUAAUUUAAUUACGAAUAUAAAUAAUUUACCCAGUGGGUUGGAAGAACUUUAUUUAAUAUGUAAUGAUAUUACUAAAAUAGAAAAUUUACACUUACCACAUUUAAGAAUAUUAGAUCUAGCAGUCAAUGAAAUAAAAACGUUAGAAAAUUUAGAUAAUUGCCCAUUUCUACAUGAGUUGUAUCUUGGAAGUAACCAAAUAUCAGAAUUACCUGAUUUAACACAUCUAAAACACCUCAAAACAUUAGAUUUACAAAAUAAUAAUUUAGUGAAGAUUGAUUGUAAAUCAUUGCCUGUUUCUUUAAAUCAACUUUUGUUGAGUGAAAAUUCUCAAUUGACAGAAAUUAUAAAUAUAAACUGUCUUACCAAUUUAAAUUUACUGGCUAUUAAAAAAACAUUAAUUACGGAUAUUAAUGUAAAUAAGCAUGUAGAGGUUUGGAGAUAA